AACAGUGAUGGAAAACACAUGAGCAGUAACAAGUUUUAAUCUCGCCCCUUAGUACUACCAUGGGCUAAUCUGUGGAAGCAGUGUAUUCUGGUGUCGGCCAGGGCGCAGCCACAGCAAGCUCCGGAGCAGUGUGUUCCUCCGUUCAUGUGACCCCUUCUCACCUCUCCUUCCCCAGCACCUGGGAGCAGUGACACUACAAAGACGCAGUACGUGCUGGGAGCUUCUGCGCAAGAGGACUGACCCUCUUCUUACAAGUCGUAGGCUGGGCCCUGACACGAGACGAUAUGAAGGAGUGCGUGUUCCUCGUGCUCCUGGUGUUGUGCUCUGCCAAGCCAUCAUCUCGUCCUUCAUACAUGAUGCUGAAGAACAUGAUGUUGAAGGACACGGAAGAUGAAAUGGAUGGCGACCCUGAUGAUGACAACUCUCUUUUUCCAACAAGAGAGCCAAUUAACCCCUUCUUCCCCUUUGAUCUGUUCCCAACAUGUCCAUUUGGAUGCCAGUGCUACUCAAGAGUUGUACACUGCUCUGAUCUAGGUUUGUCCUCCGUCCCAAGCAACAUUCCAUUUGAUACUCAAAUGAUUGAUCUUCAAAACAAUAAAAUUAAGGAAAUCAAAGAAAAUGAUUUUAAAGGACUCACUUCACUUUACGCUUUGAUUCUGAACAACAAUAAGCUAACAAAGAUUCACCCAAAAGCCUUUCUAACCACAAAGAAGUUGAGGAGGCUCUAUCUGUCCCACAAUCAACUAAGCGAAAUACCAUUUAAUCUUCCUAAGUCACUAGCAGAACUCAGAAUUCAUGAUAACAAAGUUAAGAAAAUACAAAAGGAGACAUUCAAAGGAAUGAAUACUUUACAUGUUCUAGAAAUGAGCGCAAACCCUCUGGAUAAUAAUGGGAUUGAACCAGGGGCAUUUGAAGGAGUGACAGUGUUCCAUAUCAGAAUUGCAGAAGCAAAACUCACCUCAAUUCCUAAAGAACUACCAUCAACUUUACUGGAGCUUCACUUAGACUAUAAUAAAAUUUCAACUGUGGAACUCGAGGAUUUUAAACGCUAUAAAGACCUGCAAAGGCUGGGCCUCGGAAACAACAGAAUCGCAGAUAUCGAAAAUGGAAGUCUUGCUAAUAUACCACGAGUCAGAGAAAUACACUUGGAGAAUAACAAACUGAAGAAAAUCCCGUCAGGAUUACAGGAGCUCAAGUACCUGCAGAUAAUCUUCCUUCACUCUAAUUCAAUUACAAAAGUGGGAGUGAAUGACUUCUGCCCAACAGUACCGAAGAUGAAGAAAUCUUUAUACAGUGCGAUAAGUUUAUCCAACAAUCCGGUGAGGUACUGGGAAGUGCAGCCUGCAACUUUCCGCUGUGUUGUGAGCAGAAUGAGCGUUCAGCUCGGGAACUUCAGAAAGUAGUAAUUAGUAAUAUCCAUUUAAUAUAAAAUUUAAGAAGUGUUACAUUUGGAAUACUUGAACUCUAUUAAAAAUGGUGGUAUUAUGCAAACAAGCAAAAACUAUUCCUAAAUGGUAAGUCUGACUUACUUUAUGACAAAAAAUUUCAACAGAAUUUUGCAAAACUAUUGCUACAUCAGGAUCAAGAGAAACAAGCAUCUACUGCAGUUUCCUUUUGUAUACAAAUGAUUUUGUAUAAAUCAUAUGCUUGAACAUUCUUUUCUCAGUAACAAAAAAAAUAACACAUUCAGUUUUUAACACUUUGUUAUCAAGUGCAUUUAAAAAAGAACUGUACUGUAAUUGGAAUGCUUGACUUAGCAAAAUUUGUGCUCUUUUAUUUGCUGUUAUGUUAGCAAACCAAGAUUGACAAGAAUGGUUACGAGAAGAGUACAUUACACUCUUCUUAUUCUUUCUUUAAUAACUCGAGUAGUACUGUAAUACUUCUUUCUGUUAAUGUUGAAGUAUGGUUUCAUAUAAUCUUAUUCACAUUCUCCUAUCUUAGAGCUUUACUGUCUUUAUGUUAAACUCCUUAUAAUAAGGCCUUCCGUGUUUAUUAUCAAUUUGACAGAUGCUAUUCAUAACAUCUGGUUUCAGAUUAUAGCACAAAGUUUUUUUAAUUUAAUUAUUAUUACCUGAUUAUAAAACCUCCAUAAAAAUACAUGAGUGUUUAUAUAAAAUCUGUAAUUCACAGUCUUUAUUAUCUCAGUUAUUAUAAGCUUUCAACAAUACGUUAAUUGUUGGGUCAUAGGGCAAUGUCACCUCAAAGCUAAGUACUUUCAAGAUGUCCCUUGUAAGACCUUGGCUGGAGGAGUCUAGACAUUGUCCAUUCUACACAAAUUGUCUACUCAAGUAUGAUAAAGGAAACAACUCUGUAAACACAACUGAUACAACUGUACAGAGUACGAAGCAAAACACAAAGAAACUAAAGGUCUAUAUAAAAGCUAAGAGUAUCCUAUGUAUUUUUUAUUUACAUUCAACAUAGGCAGAACUAGAAAAUUAAAAAAAAAUUAAAAUAUUGGCUUGAAAUAAAA
Molecule: messenger RNA, 2470 nt
Organism: Canis lupus familiaris (dog)
Lineage: Eukaryota; Metazoa; Chordata; Mammalia; Carnivora; Canidae
Gene: ASPN
Product: asporin
Exons: 8
Coding region: 285-1403 (372 amino acids)
Molecular function (GO): protein binding
Source: RefSeq, a predicted model, not a curated record